This is a messenger RNA of Anneissia japonica, 3513 nucleotides long. RefSeq lists its product as uncharacterized. The record is from RefSeq and is a predicted model, not a curated record. Gene Ontology annotation, molecular function: zinc ion binding; nucleic acid binding. Lineage: Eukaryota; Metazoa; Echinodermata; Crinoidea; Comatulida; Comatulidae. The transcript has 2 exons. Bases 493 to 1329 code for a protein of 278 amino acids.
CGUUGAUUAAAGCCAUUGUUAUUUUACAAAAAGGAUCUGGCACCGCUUGAAGACCAGUUGGAACUUGGACCAAUUGAAAACCAUUUGGAACUUGGAUCAAUUGAAGACCAGUUGGAAUUGGGACCAGAUGGAACUGACACCAGUUGAAGACCAGUUGAAUUCGAUACAAGCCGACUUCACUUGGGUUUCACCCCAUGACGAUGGAAAACGCUCUAACUUUUGAACUUUAGGCCAACGUAAAACUUCGAAGAUUUAAUUUCCCUUAAAUUUCAUUUCUUUACCGAACUUUUGUUUGCUUGGAAAUUGCAUUUUGUUUAUUAAGAAAGAAGUAAAUGGGUAAGUUGAAUACAUUGUUAAAUUCCAUCAUUGUGUGAAAGAGUUUGAGUGUAUUUUCAAUCAUUGCAUUUUCUGAUUCCGUUGAACAAUUGAGUUUAGUUAAUGUAUUGGCAUUACCAUAUUUUUUUAAAAAUCUAAUUUGCUAAUUUAAUCAUAAUGGUAGACGAAGCACCACAAGUGCCACAAGCCCCUCAAUUGAGGCAGACAGACUUCCUAUCUAAACGCUAUGAUGGUGAAACAACAGACCAUGAUCAAUAUAGUGCGCACUUUCUCUCCUUUAUGGACUACUUAGCCCAUACGCUACAAAAUCCUGCAGAUGAUGCUGCAUUACAAAAUGUCAUUAGCAUUUUUAAGUGUAGUUUACAAGGUCAGGCUAGGCUACGGAUCCAAGGAAAGACAUUUGAUGAAUUGGAUAGCUUGAAAACUCAAUUUAUUAACAGGUUUAACAAAAACAAAUCAGUGUACGCCCACAUUAGGGAGUACGACUCAAUCACUUACCAGACAGGGGAUAGUGCUGAAAGAGCAGCGGUUGCUAUGUCAAUACCGGCUGAUGCCACACUAGAUAAUCUAGUAACUAGUGCUCAAAAUUACCUUGAUCUGUCCGUGGAGGAUAAGCCACGAGAAAUCAGGUUCAAUAUUCAAGAAACAUUGGAAAUUGCAACACUUAAACACGAACUUAAUGCAUUAAAAAUUGACCUUUCAACUGCUAAAAAUAACUUGAAUAGGCCAACUGAUAGUCCUAGGCGUUCACGUUCAGUCGAACGACACCAUGCACCAAGAACUAAUAAUUCCCGUCGAAGCCCAAGCCCAUAUCGCCAAACUAGGCAUCGAUUUAACAACAGAACGAGGUAUAUAGUUUGUCAUUAUUGUUCUAAACCAGGUCACGUUUGGCGCGAAUGUAGACAGCGUGCCACCGAAUUAAACCAACGUCCACCUCAACAAAAUUUUCAGUCAGUUUAUACCAACAGACGACAGAAUUCACAUUUUCAUUAAGGGGAUUAGACAACUGCGCCAAUUGUUCAAGUCCCCAUACAACACUUAGUGCAAACAAACAGGAACCAGCAUUACAUUCACACAAGGCGCAAUAUCUCGGAAAUUGAGAUAAGGUUGAUUUACAAUUAAAUGCUAAAAAUUAUGUUAAUGGUAAUUUACCUGAUGGCAAAAAUGUUUUGACUUUAUUUGAUAGCGGUGCUACAAAGACAAUUAUAUCUCAAUCCUAUGUCCAAUCUUCAAAGUAUUUGUCACAGCUUACGCAUACACUCGUACAACCGACUAAAUUUCGUUUAGGGAACGGUGAAUACUUAUAUGCCAAGUACAUUAAAAUUUGAUUUAUCAAUACAAAGUUACAAAUUUAAAAUUUCAGCUUUGAUUGUAGAAAAUUUGACUGGCAUUGAUUUAGUUUUAGGCACAGAAACGUUAGCUGACUUAGAUGGAACGUUAAACUUUCGGGAUAACACAUUUCACAUCAGAUCAAAUUCAAGCCAACAUCGCAUGUUACAAUUAGGCCGGGCCAUACUAAAACUUUAAAAUUAAGGGCUAGAGUCCCAGCUUUUGUACGCAAUUCUGAAGUAGUUUUACAUGCUAUGGAUAUGAUAUCUAGGUUAUGUCCAUCAGAUACGUUAGUAACACUACACAGAGGAGAAACACAAGUAAAACUAACUAACACGACUAAACGAAAUGUAUCAAUAUCAAAAUACAAAUCAGUUGCUAAUCUUCACCUAACUAACCUUGUAACUGUGACUAAUGAACCAAUUGACAGACUAAAAAUCAAGCAAGAUAACUUAAGAACAUAUCCACAUUUAGAAAUGAACGAUCCAUUAGCUUCAAUGACAGAACAAGAAGUACUCAGGAAAUAUAUUGAUCUUAGUGACAGCAUUUUAUCCCAUACUGAAAAGGAUGACCUCUAUGAUAAACUAACUAAACAUAGGGAAGCAUUUUAACUGUAUGGUGAACUUUCCAGUUGCCCUAACUUUCAAGCAGACAUUCAUUUAACAAACUAUGACCCAUUUUUCAUACGACCAUAUUUCGCUACAGACAAAAAGAAUAUUGACACAGAACUCAACAAAUUAGUUAAAUUGGGAAUUCUAGAAAUAGGACAUCAAUCGUACACAUCACCUGUACUACUAGUUUCCAAGAAAAACUCAACUGAUAAACGCGUCGUUACAGAUUUUUGGUACUUAAAUUCCAGAAUCAAACGUAUAAACCACCCAUUCCCGCUACUAGUUGAAACUAUAAAGACAAUAGGAAACGCUAAUGCUAAAGUCAUAAGUUUAAUUGAUCUCAAAUCCGCAUUCCAUUGUGUUCCGUUAACAAAACAAGCUCAGCUAGUACUAAUAGCUUAAUCAUGGUGGUAAACAUUAUUAUUAUAAGCGGUUGGCACAAGGAUUAAACGUUUCACCAGGUAUUUUUCAGGCUAAAAUUGACGAAAUUUUGAAUGAUAUUCCAAAUUCUAAGGACUUCUGUAUUGCUCACCACGAUGAUAUUAUUUUAUUUAGUACCGAUAAGACAUCGCAUAGAAAUCAUCUUACUUCAUUGUUACAAGCUCUCAAAACUCACUACACCUAGUACACUUCGACCAUCAACUGACCCACUAAUUGUACCACACCAUUAUCAAUACCAGACAGACCUAUACAACAACCAACAGUACUUAGGGAACAGAGACUUGUGGAUAAAGAAAAUAAUGAUAUAACCUAUAGAGAUGUACCAAUUGAAUUGUACACAUCACCAAGCCCAUUGGUUCCAACUAUUACUGAGCUAGAAACAACACACAUUCCGAAACAAAAGGAAUUAGACAAAUUGAUGGACGUUAUCUGUAGAAAAAUAAUCAGAGAUUAUAAUUUGCCAGUUGAUGUUAAACAAUUACAAAUUGAACAGGAAACGUCACCGUUCUUUAAACCUGUCUACGAUUAUUUAGCCCAUAAUAUUCUGCCAGCCGAUAAGAAGGCAGCAAGAGCGAUUCAAACAAAAUCAGAACAGUACAUACUUUGUAACGGUUUAUUAUUUCGUUUUUUCCUACAAAACAAAGGUGAUGAUUUCAUAUUACAAUUAGCAAUACCAGAAACACUUGCCGAAACUAUCAUAUCUCAAUUCCACGAUAAUUUGUUAAGUAACCACCAAGGUACAAUGCGAACAUACUUAACAAUCCGUCGACUUUUCUACAUGCCUCAUAUGUUUGAA